AUGGAUCCUGAUGACCGUACAACGCGGCGCAGGUCUGGCCGGGUGCUUGAGAAGGCGCGCGCGACGGGGGACACACAGCGUGAGUCGCCGGUGAUGACGUCGUCGCGAGUACCAACUUCCACCAAAGUACAGUCAACGCCCAAGUCUGGUCGAUCUCGAAACUCACUGUCUAGAACGUCACCGCAGCCAUCGCAGCCGCAACAGCGACCUCCCAGCACGACCCCUUCAGCCCCGGCGUCCACACCAAAGCGGCGCAAAACAGAGGCACAACGUGCAAGUGCACCGACAUUGCCUGAUCUGCCACUUCCCUCACUUCCGCGGAGACCACACUCACUGCAUUCGCUGCCAGCCUCAGUGCUUGCCCGCAUGACACCGCAUGAGCGUGUGCGACGACUCUUGCAUGUCGGAGCGACGCCUGAGUCACUGCCGUGCCGAGAUGAACAGUUCCAAGCGGUUGUUGAUUGCACGUCUGAUGUACUUCGAGCGGGAGCUGGCGGUUGUGCCUACAUAUGCGGUGUCCCCGGUACCGGCAAGACGGCAACGGUGCGGGAGGCUGUACGGACGCUGCAAGCGAUGCAAGAGCGAGGGCAUUUACCGUCGUUUACAUUUGUCGAGAUCAAUGGCAUGAAACUGGCGUCGCCCAUGCAGGCAUAUACAGAACUUUGGUGUGCAAUCAGUGGCGAUCGACAUCGUUUGCACCCGCGCGCUGCGCUCACGAGACUCUCUUCGCACUUUCACGCGCCAGCGCCAGCGGGUCGUCAACCGACCGUGGUCUUGAUGGACGAGCUCGACCUGUUUGUGACUUCGCGCCAGGAUGUGAUCUACAACAUGUUCCACUGGCCGGAUAUGCCUGGGAGUCAACUCAUGGUUCUGGCUGUCGCAAAUACGAUGGACCUGCCGGAGCGGACGCUGCAGCCCAAGGUGGCCAGUCGACUUGGCAUGACUCGCAUACCUUUUAUGCCUUACACGAACCGGCAGCUCUUAGACAUUGUGCGAGCACGUCUCAAUGUCGACGAGUCGGGAAACAGGUGUUCUGACGCGCCUGCGACGCUUGGAUGCGAGUCAGUGUUCAAGAUGGAUGCACUUGUCUUUGCAUCGAAGCGAGUUGCGAAUGUAUCGGGAGAUGCACGCCGCAUGCUCGAUGUAUGCCGUCGGGCGGUGGAAGCCGCAGAGGAACGUGCGGCGGCACAUCACACGGCACCAAGUCCCAUUACAAUACAUGAGAUUCGCGAUGUCAUGGACCGCAUGGCACGCUCGGGACGAGCUGCUCACAUUGCAGCGCUGUCCCUUCAUGCCAAGCUGCUGCUUGCCAGUAUGUAUGCAUGCAUGCGGCGCACGGGCGUCUCGGAAGUUGUAUGGGGCGAUAUUCUUACUCACCAUCAAGCGUUGUGCCGCACACAUGCACAUGCCGAAUGCAAUGAGCACGAACUCCUGCGUCCACUCGCGACGUUGUGCCAGCUUGGACUUGUGAUUGCUGUGGGUUCUGGCGCUGGACAUGCACGUGGCGGUGUCUUUUCGCGCUUCCUGCUGGCCGUGCAGGAAGACGAAGUGUACGGGGCACUGGGCGACGAUGCCGAGCUCCAGGCCCUCUUUGCAUUACGUUCGUCUACGUAA
Messenger RNA from Malassezia globosa CBS 7966, 1614 nucleotides. RefSeq lists its product as uncharacterized. Gene Ontology annotation, biological process: mitotic DNA replication checkpoint signaling; DNA replication initiation. Gene Ontology annotation, molecular function: DNA replication origin binding; ATP binding; ATP hydrolysis activity. NCBI's taxonomy places the organism in Eukaryota, Fungi, Basidiomycota, Malasseziomycetes, Malasseziales, Malasseziaceae. Gene Ontology annotation, cellular component: nuclear origin of replication recognition complex. The coding region runs from base 1 to 1614 and encodes 537 amino acids. The transcript has a single exon. The record is from RefSeq and is a predicted model, not a curated record.